AUGUUGAAUACAUUCUUUACAUUUUACAGAAAUUCUAUCAAUAAGAGACCUGUCCUGACUAAUUCAUUAACUACCGGGUUUCUGUUUGCCACUGGUGAUGUACUAGCACAGAAGUUAUUUCCCAAUUCCCGGAGCAGUGGAACUGAAAUCAGCUCAAAAGCAACUAGGUAUGACUAUAGAAGGACCUUAAAUUCAAUAAUAUAUGGAUCAGUAAUUUUUUCACCAAUUGGUCUAAGGUGGUACCAAUUGUUGAGCAAAAUUAAAACUAAUUACAAGAUUUUAAAUUUCUCUGCUAUUAAGUCAUUCGAAAACAAAUUUAAAAUCAACAUCAAAAAUACAAUCUUACGGGUCGGCGUUGAUCAGUUAUUAUUUGCACCACUCUCAAUUCCAUUCUAUUUCAUCUGCAUGUCAGUUUUGGAGCACCCCACCAAUAAAAUACCAGUCCAUGUGCCAGAGAUUAAAGAAAAAUUAAACAAAUUAUGGUUGAGUACUUUGUUAACAAACUGGAAAAUAUGGCCAUUUUUCCAAUUAAUUAAUUUUUCAAUAAUUCCAUUACAAUUUAGAUUAUUAACUGUGAAUUUUAUGGCAAUAUUUUGGAACACAUAUCUAUCUUACACUAAUAACUAUAGAACACCAAUAGCAAAAAAACCAGUAUAUUACCCACCUUUGAACGAAUAA
Tetrapisispora phaffii CBS 4417 is the source of this 678-nucleotide messenger RNA. It is a transcript of the gene SYM1, whose product is annotated as ethanol metabolism protein. Gene Ontology annotation, cellular component: mitochondrion; cytoplasm; membrane. The transcript has a single exon. The record is from RefSeq and is a predicted model, not a curated record. Bases 1 to 678 code for a protein of 225 amino acids. NCBI's taxonomy places the organism in Eukaryota, Fungi, Ascomycota, Saccharomycetes, Saccharomycetales, Saccharomycetaceae.